CUAUCCUCACAAAUCACAACAUCGUAACGUUAUCAGUGUUGCGAAAUUUUUUACAUUACAAGUCUCCACAAUUGAAGCACACUUUAGUUGAGGUGUGAAGUAGUAUUGUAAAAAUGGGUUGCAAUUACUACUGUCACUCCAUUUCUCAGAGGCUCCCUCGCUUUAUUUCUUAUACCCCAAUUCCAAUUCCGAGUCUCAGAUCCCCAAUUUCCCCUUUCCGCCGCCGGCAAUUACGUUCAUUUGCCAUUUCAGCUGCCGGCGGCAGUAGCUUCACCUGGAACGACGUCCUUCAACUCCCCGAAUCUCCUCAAAAUGACUCUUCUACCCUCUCAGCUUUCUUCGAUAAAAUCAAGCUCUGUAAUCGCAAUUUGGAGAAGCAAAGCGAGUUCAUGCCUUUCGUUAUGGAAGACCAAACGAUUGGGUACGUUCACCAUGUGUUUGCUGAUUAUCUUAAGCCAUUUCAAAAUGUAUUCAUUUUCCCCCAAAAUAAUAGUAGUCAAUAUUGCACUUUACAUCCAAACCUGAGGACACCUGAGGAUCGAACUAAAGCUGUAGCCAAUGUUGUGAAGUCUUUAGGCGAAUUAAUUCCAGGCAUUAGAAAUGAGUUAUAUCCGGUAGUUUCAUCUUUCGGGGAACCGGUAUUUUUCUCGCUGGAACGAGCAGCUGCGCCGUAUUUUGGUAUAAAAGCUUAUGGGAUUCAUAUGAGUGGCUAUGUUGAGAAAAAUGACCAGAAAUUUUUAUGGUUAGCUAAGAGAAGUGCAACAAAAUCCACUUAUCCAGGAAUGCUGGAUCAUUUAGUUGCAGGGGGAUUGCCACAUGGCAUUUCUUGCUGGGAGAAUGUUGUUAAGGAAUGUAAAGAGGAGGCAGGGAUACCGAGGUCUAUUUCGCGUCAAGCUGUGCCAGUUGGAGCUGUGUCGUACGUUGACAUAGAAGGAUAUAGGAUGAAGAGAGAUGUCCUGUUUUGUUAUGAUCUUAAGCUUCCUGCUGAAGGCUUUGUUCCUCGUAAUGAGGAUGGGGAGGUUGAAAGUUUUCGAUUGGUCCCAGUUACACAAGUUGCAAAUGUCAUUCGAAGUACAUCGUUCUUUAAAGCAAACUGUAAUCUUGUCAUUAUUCAUUUCCUUUUCCGGCAUGGGUACAUCAGACCAGAAGAGUUUGGGUACCUGAGGCUACUGCAGAGUUUGAGAAGUGGGUGUUGCUCUUAAGUAUAGUCAGAUGAGCAGUUCUGUCAUUUUUGGGGUGACUAUGAGCUCUGUAUCGAGGAAAGAACAAGAAGGAAAAAAAAUAGGAUAUCAAUGUAUUACGUGGGCCAAAUUCAAUAAUAUGCUGACGACCAAGUUCGUUAAUUGAUCUUGAACACCCAUUCUUGAUUCUUGAAUAUUUGAAAAGUAACCCUUUUGUGUCUAGCAAUUAUUUACGUUUGGUUGGAUAACUAGUUAGCUCCUUCCAUUCAAUCUAACAAGAUUAAAGUACCUCUGCUGGAAGUCCACUUGAUUUUAUCCUUGUUAUGGAUUGCAGUAAACUCAGACUUGAUCCGAAUUAGAGUCUAAGGUGGUGAGAGUUUUAUCCUUGGAUAAUAAAAAGAGGUCUUUGUUAUUGUACAGUUGCUUGAGAAAACUGACAUGUCAUGUAUUACUUUGAUGUAUGGUGGAUAACUUUCUAAAUUAUUGCAGACAUUUCUAUGAAAUUUGACUAAAUUGAACUCA
Molecule: messenger RNA, 1703 nt
Organism: Nicotiana tabacum (common tobacco)
Lineage: Eukaryota; Viridiplantae; Streptophyta; Magnoliopsida; Solanales; Solanaceae
Product: nudix hydrolase 20, chloroplastic
Molecular function (GO): 8-oxo-dGDP phosphatase activity
Source: RefSeq, a predicted model, not a curated record